Molecule: messenger RNA, 4185 nt
Organism: Pygocentrus nattereri (red-bellied piranha)
Lineage: Eukaryota; Metazoa; Chordata; Actinopteri; Characiformes; Serrasalmidae
Product: aristaless-related homeobox protein
Exons: 5
Coding region: 164-1465 (433 amino acids)
Biological process (GO): regulation of transcription by RNA polymerase II
Molecular function (GO): RNA polymerase II transcription regulatory region sequence-specific DNA binding; DNA-binding transcription factor activity, RNA polymerase II-specific
Source: RefSeq, a predicted model, not a curated record
UGCGUCCAACUGAUGGCGUCCAGCCUUUCUUUGGUCGUCCAAUCAGACGAAGAGCCUGCGAGGCUCAAACAUCAGUAGCCUACAAAUGUCAGAGUGAACAGGGGGGCUGCAGCGCAGGCAACAAGUCCAUAAGGGAGUGAGAGAGCCACUGUCACAGCCCCCCAUGAGCCCCUCAGACAUGAGCAUGAGCGCUCAGGCAGAAGAUGAGCUCCGCGACCAGGCAGGCUGCAAGUGGAGGUCGUCGACUCUGUUCUCCUCCUACUGCAUCGAGAGCAUUCUGGGCAGGAGAAGCCCCCUCACAGUCAGACUGCUGGGAAAGCAGAGCGUGUCGGCGCCGCUGAGAGAGGAGGAGCGCGCCGCCUCAGGCCCAGCUGCUCCGAAAACCCGCUCCCCGCCUACACCCGACAUGCACGUCCCCCCCAAACUGCGCCGCCCGUUCGGUCCCGCACACGCGGCUCACGCGCACGAAGGCCAGCCAGAAGACGACAGGCUCGCGGAGAGCGCGCGCGAGAGUUUGAGGAUCAGCCACGCGCCUCCGGUCAGCAUCAGCCGGAGUAAAUCCUACCGCGACCUCGGCCCCCUCGAGAGUCCCACCGUAAAGAGCGAGUCUGGGGGCGGAGGCGCAGUUGGAGACGGAGCCGGAGCGUGGCGCGAGAGGAGCGCGUCCCCGGGGCGCGAGGAGGAGAGCCUGGAGGACGAGCAGGCGAAGCUGAGGGACGGUGAGGAGGGCGCGUGCUUUUCGGCGGGCAGUGACGCCGAGGACGGGACGCUGAAACGAAAGCAGAGAAGAUACAGGACUACUUUCAGCAGCUACCAGCUGGAGGAGCUGGAGAGAGCCUUCCAGAAGACACACUACCCCGACGUGUUCACGAGGGAAGAGUUAGCAAUGAGGCUGGAUCUGACAGAGGCACGGGUACAGGUCUGGUUUCAGAAUCGACGUGCAAAAUGGAGAAAAAGAGAGAAGGCUGGGGUCCAGGCCCACCCGAUGGGUCUCCACUUCCCUGGGCCCAUCACUGCAGCACAGUCUCUGUGCCAUUAUUUGAGUGGUGCGCCAUUCACCCCCACCACACAUCCACCCAUGGAGUCAGCCUGGCCUGCUUCCCUCCAUGGACUCACUCAGAACCUUCCCAGCCCCGCCUCCCCCCACAGAAUCAGCUCUCUGCUUGGGGCAGCCAUGUUCAGACACCCGGCCUUCAUUGGCCCUACAUUUGGAAGGUUCUUCACUAGCAUGACUCCACUGGCGCUGCAGAGACUGCCCCUUCCAGCCAUGGAGCGUCUGUUUCAGUUUCCCCCCCAUAUCCCUGAACCACCGUCUUCCUCUUCCUCGACUCCAUCUCCCUCUUCCUUGCCUGUGGAUCACCGUGCUUCCAGCAUCGCAGCUCUGCGGCUCAAAGCAAAGGAGCACUCUGCUCAGCUCAGCCAGCUCAGCGUCCUUGCAGCUGGUGCAGCUGGAAAGGAAGCUUGAUAUCACCUCUUUCUUUCCAGCCAAGGCACGAGACCAAAGCUGAACUGCACUAUAGUAUGGAGAACUUGGAACCUUGGAACUAUGGAACUCUGGCAAGCUUUACUGCAGAGCAUCAUUUAACAGAGCAUCAUGAUGGCUUUUACUGAUGAAUGCAAUGCCAAAGUAGGUUUUCAGUCCUGCAGUGAAAAAGACUGGUCCCCCUUCAGACUCCUGUAUACCUUAUAGUUUAUUCAAAUGGUGCAUUUAUAGAACUGACAGACCGAAUAUGGGUAGAAAAUGCCCUAAUGUGUGGUCUUCUUGUGUUAUUAAACAUUUUAUAUGUUUUGUUAAGGUUUUGAGCCAAUAACAGGCGAGGCGUGAGCACUAUUUGUUUUACACGGGUUCUUUGAAGUGAGGACACCCCAAGGGCUCCAAAGAAGCCUUCUCUCAAGAAACAUUUUUGUAAGUUAGAUGUACGAUCAUGAAGAACCCUUUUAAAGUUUAAUGAACUUCCACAUAAUGUUCUAAAAGUUCUAUACUGGUCAGAGUUUUUUUCCUGGAACUGAAUGUCUAAGCCAAAUGGCAUUUAGGAAACUUUAUUUAUAAGAUACUAACUGCUGAAUGAGCCAAGGAGAAUGUGCUGAUGUGAAAUAAAAAUAAAGCUGUAAUAAAUUGAAGCUGUAUUGAAACAGGUGGUUAAAAACAGGGAAGGGGCUACAAAUGCUGAAUAAUAAGGAAAUGGGUGAAGAGGACCAAAAGAUUUUAGAACAUUUACAAGCCUAGAUAUCAACAGACAAAGACAAACUUUUCCGCAUUUAACUGCUGUAUGCUUUCAAAGAUAGAUUAAUGUGGCACCAGCUUUAAAUAACUUUCACAACACUUCACAGUUUAACAUUUUAGAUGUUUCUAGAAUAAACAUCAGGUUAAAUAUUAAGAAUGAAGUACUAAAAUGAUUAGUUUAAAAAUUGGCAAACAAAUCGCAAGGCAGAUAAGUUAUCUUAAUAUCAAAAAUAUCAUAAACAGAAAAUAACAAGAUUUCCCACCUGGGCAAGCACACCAUACUAUAUUCAAGUCCUUGGGCAAGACUCCUAAUGCUACAUGUGCUUACUUCACUAACAAGAGAACUAUGCACAUGCUGUGGAGAAGAGCAUCUUCCAAAUUCCAUGAAUGUAAAAGACCUAUAAUUUAAAUAUUAUUGGUGUUCCCAAAUAUUUGAAAUAUUAAACAAACAAUUUAAAAAUAACUAGAUUAGUUUCGUAUUUCUAUAGGUGGUGGUCUGUAGCUCCAGUUCCGACAGACUGCAGUGCUUCACUCUUUAUCAUUUUCUCUUGAAAACUAGCUGAUGCUUCGAAUUAGGUCAGUCAGACCAGGUAAUUCUUGUACCCCAGUCUUGCAGUUGAAGUUUUUAGACAGAGCAGGAGUGUCAGUAUGUGUCAGCGUGGUUGAUGAUGUUAUCAGAGUGCUGAAUGACAGGAUUUGUAGCCUCAGCUCCUUUACUUGAGCCCAUGUAGUCUAAAUUUGUUUCGCCACUAUUCACACACAUUAAGAAGCUUACUUUGUUCUCAGCCUCCGGCCUUGCUUUGUCCCCCACAAAGGGUGGAUAUCGGGGUGAAUGGCCCCACCUUGUAAUCCUGGACUUCUUCCAACUGGCUUAAUUCUUCCGCACUUAAGUCAUCAUCCAAUUAGUUUGGUGUAUAAAGUGAUUUGUCAUCUCAUAGACUUCCAUUCAAACAUACAAGGGAAGCACUUUGUCCUAUUAGGAACUACGUUCCCUUACAUCCAGCUAAUCUGCAAUGCAAUGAAUAAUAGGAACUGAUAAGUACAAAUCCCCCUCAAAGGGGGUCUUACACAGCGUUUUGUCCAACACGCUAUUGAAGCAGGACAUGUGAAAAGGUGCAGGGCUUAACAUAAUCAAAUGAAUCUAACUAAUCUAUCAGCGUGCUCAACUUCAAGCUAAAGCUGAUCUGUGGAAACAGACAUUUUCAGCAGUAGGAUAUUGUUGGUGCGAAAGGAGCUGGUGACUUAUGGUAUAGAGUUGAGGUAUUAUGGCCUCUUAUUGAAGUGCAGGUGUCUCCCUGUUUAAAUCUCCUUAAAUAAUAAGGACAAAAGAGUUUAACAGCUAAAGAACGGAGCUGUAGAGAAGUUUAGAUGAACCGAGGAACACGAAAGCUGGUGCUGGCCACAAUAUCUAAACCCAAUCCAACAAAUGAUAACAAUGACAGCUUUUUUAGUAUUGAGUGAUUCAGAAUUAGACUUUUCUCUUAGUCUUUACAGGCUGGUUGAAAUGGCACCAUACAAACCAGGUAUCCAGACAUAACAACAUCUGUGAAAAGAUCUAGUCAAAGCCUCUCUUGAAUUUGAUAUCCAGUUAAACAGAGACAGCAAUGGCUUAGUAUCUUGAAGGGUUACUCACUUUCUCAGCAGGUUAAAGAAAAAUAGGACUGCUUUUUUCCCACCAUUUAGGGAUGGAUUACUGAACAAGCCAGCAGGGCCAGUACCCAGGGGCUUCUAGCUGUCAGAGGCCCCAGGGGGGCCUCAAAGAACAGGGCUUGAGAUGGCUCAGGCUUCGGAACAGUCCACUGUAGAUGUAAACACUCAAAAAAAUAUUUAAGCCAAAAAGAUAAAACUUAUGUAUUUUAAUUACAAGUCAAUUUUCCAUUCAAUUUAAAUAUAUAAAACCAACAUAAAAUGGUAUUAUAAUAUAUGUUUUUCUAUCAUGUUCAAUAAAACUGAAUGAAGUA